Messenger RNA from Eleginops maclovinus (Patagonian blennie), 2257 nucleotides. It is a transcript of the gene etfbkmt, whose product is annotated as electron transfer flavoprotein subunit beta lysine methyltransferase. Bases 199 to 972 code for a protein of 257 amino acids. Gene Ontology annotation, cellular component: mitochondrial matrix. The record is from RefSeq and is a predicted model, not a curated record. The transcript has 3 exons. Lineage: Eukaryota; Metazoa; Chordata; Actinopteri; Perciformes; Eleginopidae. Gene Ontology annotation, molecular function: protein methyltransferase activity.
AAUCCGUGUGGAAACAAACAGCUGAUAUCAGUUGGAGCUUAACCACGAGUAAACCAGUUUAAUUCAUCUGUCAGUAUAAUAAUGUUUUAGAGGUGUCGCUCUUUCGCUCUGACACUGUCACUGAUACUGUUUGCGGAAGGGAGAAUCAUUAACAUCACCUCUGGAUUAGCGUCACAGCUAAAGUUCUCCAAUAAGAUAAUGAACAUGUUGGGCUUGUUAACUCCACAAACUCGUAAUGUUAAAGUAUUUAUAGAAGUGUUUAGACCAACAACCCGACAUAGAUGUUCCUCAGCGAGCUGUCAGUCUGAUGAUUAUAUCCGCAAGUUUAUUUUAGAAAACACAGAGAUAGCUGGAAAGCAGAGUCUGACCCCACAAAUCAAACUAAGGCUGUUUACACCAAACUGCAGAUUUUGGAGAGAAAGACCGGAGCUCUGGCCUUUUGACGACCCUUACUGGGCCAUAUACUGGCCAGGAGGACAGGCACUCUCAAGGUUUCUCCUGGAUAACCCUGUGGUGUGUCGGGGUAAGACAGUUCUGGAUCUGGGCAGCGGCUGUGGAGCCUCAGCCAUCGCUGCGAAACUGAGUGGUGCUGCUCAUGUUGUUGCAAAUGACAUUGACACUGUUGCAGCCGUUGCCACCCACAUGAACUCUGAGCUGAACGGCCUGGCGCCGCCUGCUUGUCUGUCCAACAACAUGAUUGGUUCGCAGCCUGAGGGCUUCGACCUAAUCCUCUUGGGGGACAUGUUCUAUGAGGAGGCCCUCGCCACCAGCCUUCACAGCUGGCUGGACCGCUGCAUCAAAACCCAGGGCACCAAAGUCCUGAUCGGAGAUCCUGGAAGAGCCCAGUUCGAGGAACACAGCAUCCGACGCCUCCUGCAUCAGCUGGCUGAGUUUGAGCUUCCCAGAUCUGUCAGAGAGGAGAACUACGGUCUGACCUGCAGCAGUGUUUGGUGCUACCGUCCUGAACUCUGAGGACCGGAGAGGAUCUUCUGUGAUUAAUAUGCCACCUGUUCUAAACUGCCAGGACCGUGUGAGGUGUUAUGUGAUUACUUGUAGUAGUUUUAUACACUUAGGGUCACUUGAAGAUCUGUAUGACCUUCAGCAUUCACAUCUGAAAGAUUUUGAUGAUGUAGCAUUUCACUGGUGACUACAACUACAUUCUUGCGGAAUACUUUGACAUUCUGCAGGACAGACAAGCAGAAACUAAAACAACAAAUGGAGAGCCAAUCUCAUCAACUUUUACGACAAGGUUUUACGAUUAUAACACUUCUCUGAGACACUGGAAAGGGACCAGACCCGGAGACACAGUCUUGUCUCAUGAAAGAAUGGGUGCUGAUAGACGUUUCACACCUUCAGACCCCCAUUUCCCUGCUUUCUCCUUGUCCUUAUCUCCACAGUGCAAUGAAAGAGAAUCCUACUGACCUGCUUUGAUGACAUGGAUUUUACUGAAUUACUUUACAAGGAGAUAUAUGACCUUACAUUACAUUACAGUUCAUUUAGCUGACGCUUUUAUCCAAAAUGACUUACCAUAAGUGCAAUAAACAUAGAGAAUCAAACUCCGAACAACAAGGAAUAUACAAAUGCAUGUAUGGACAAACUAUACGCACCUAUAUAUGUAUAAGUGUUUGUCAUUUUAUAACAGGUUGAUUCAGUUAUGUUAUGGUUUAAUUCCUUUUUAAUUCAACUGACCAGGUUUUAUUCAGUGAUUGAUAUGAAGUGUUUGGUGCCGUUGUUUAGCUUACAUAAUUUCACUUUUAAAUAUUAAAUAAUAAACAAUGUGAGAAGCAACCAUAACUCUUAUCCUUUGAAACCGACAAAGAAUGAAAUCAGAAGUUUCUAAAGAUGGGAGGGACUUGUUAAUGCAAUCUAAGUUCAAUGUAUUGAAUUAUAUAAGCCAAGGUUAUUCAGAAAGUUUCUGAAGCAACAGGCCUAAAUAUACACACCAUAUGUUUGCAAUAACUCAAAUAUCUUUAAAAUAGUAUAUUUUGGGAAUAAGGCUGAAUCCUUAAGAGGAAAAAAGAUUGUAUGACUGGCCUGUCGCCUCCCAAGGUCAAAAGAUCGAGACCUAUGCAUCCAUUAAUAUGUUCACUGGGCAGCCUAACGCUUGAAACUUGGAAUGUGUGUGUGCGGGAAGUUUCCUAUAUAACCUGUUCGAUUCUUCACAUCCAUUGGGAGACAAUAUGCGUUUAACUGCUAGGAGCAACGUGGUGUUUUCACACAUUAUGCUUGUUAUGUAACAAUAUAAUAUUUAACCUCA